GGCGUGCAGUAUGUGUGUUAGAAUUAUGGUGCAAGCUGCAGGCCGCGUGUUUGGUGUGGUUGUGCCGAGCGUACUCCUGACACUACUGUUCGUUGAUCAAGUAAGAACAGCGCAGUGUUCCAUAAUGAUGCAGCCAAAACAUAUAACUCUGUUACAUGAUAUAGAUUUGUAGGAACUUAGUGCAUAUCCUCUCUCACCCACGACGUCUCCUCUCGUUAUCGUAUUCCCUUCGACUUGACGUCGAUCAAUACGUCGGUUUCACGCACAGUUCUGCUAGACAAUGAACUCUUACUCGAUGUACUUUUCAUUCAUACGCCUCUUCUAAACUAUGCGAUGGGGGGCAUGUUUGCUCUCCUCCCAAAUAUUGCUGCUCUUUCGGCUGUUGUUACGGAGUAUUUCCGCAAGUGCACUCUCAUUUGUCAGGAAUGAUUAAUUUCCUGAUUUGGACUUAUUGGUACUUAUGGGCAGCAGUACUUUCAGGUUUAGCUGUAGCAGCUAUUUUUGGCUGCUGGCUAUGGAAACGACGACGCUCUGCUAUUAUAGAAGACUGUGGUUCUUCUGACAGAGCGUCUACAGGUCCUUGGUUUCCACCACCGCAUUAUAGUCGUUGCAGUUCUUUUGUGCAAGCGUUACCACCUCCUUACAAUGAAGUUACCGCAAAGCCAGAUUUGUAUCCACUAGUUAUCGGUUAUGAUGAGAGUAAUGGAAAGGGAACAUCAGGAUUUGUAAUGCGGUAUUUUAGAUCGUUAUCCCAUGCGAGCACAUUGGAUUCCUUGAGUUCAAGUUUUAUGUGCAAUGUUGUGAAUGAAGCUAACACCAUUAUUCCACCACCGUACUCCUGUAACAAUAGUGCAGAUGAAUUGUCAGCGGUUGAAUGUGGAAGAGAAGAAAAUGGAGAUGUUGUAUCAGUUGUUUCGUUGGCUAAUCAUAGAACAACAUCAGACAUAUCGAGUUUAGCAGCUCAAUCACCAUGUUCACCGCCAAGGGCUACCAGUCCUACAAUAGAGCUACGUGAGUUGCUAGACAAAAUUCAACAACUACCACAAUUACCUAGCGGCCAUAGCACACUUUUGCCUUCUCAAAACCAGCCUCAACUUCUUCAUACAAAUGUAAAUGGUACUGUACAACAACGGCCUUUAAGUCCAAACGAUGUUGGAUCAUAUAGAACAAGAAGAAUGCGUGGAAAAAUGUAUAUGCCAUUAGGACUGCCAAAUACAAGAAAUAAAACUAAGCGGUGGCUAUCACGAUCAGCGCCUACAACACCAUCCGGUACAAUACCAAUGUCCUUUUUACCAGGACAAAGCAGACGGCCAUCUGAAACGGAUAAUAACAAUCAACAAGUAGUUCCUUUGCUAUCGGAGCAGGAUGAAACAGAAAAUAAUAAUGGCGAACAAUUAACCAGUGGUAUUCCACUACUUUCUGAACAAGAAGAGAACCGUCAAGCUACAUGACGAUAUUUUUGAUUAAUCUGAAACAAAAAAAAUAAAAGAAAGAAAGAAAGAAAAAAGAUAUUCAUAAUUAACGUUCAAUCAUCCACGCCCCAAAAACAUUUAAUUACAUAUUUUUCGAUGUGGCUGGAAUGAAGAAAAAAAAAAGAUAAGAAAAGAAAAAGAAAAAGGAAUAAUAAAAUAAGGUUGUUACAUAAUGUUAUGCAGGAAAUUAUUUUAGUACUCGUAACAUUAAUCUAUUAUAGGCUUCAUUAACAGGAUAUUAUCUCUUUACAUCAUACCAGAGCAAAUAAUAGUAAUGCAAUUUUAUCAUUGCCGACAGAUGUAUUUAAAGAAAUUCUCUUUGUUUUCUCAACAAACCGCUCCUCAUAUAGCAAAGUUAUACGAUUUCAGAACUAUGCAAUCUAAUGUAUAUGUCUCAUAAUGGGUAGAUUUUUGAAAUAGUCAAUAUAUUUACUAAGUAAAAAACGUUUUUUUGCCAAUAUACAAUCGAUACAUCGAAACUUGUUUUUUAAUAAGGGAAAAAAAAAAGAAAAAACAAGGAAGUUAAGAUAUAAGAUAAAAAUUUGUUUCCAGGCUUAAAAUUCCUUGGCGAUGCUUGUAAUAUUGUUUAGUUGUAGCAAUACAAUAAUAAUGUCCAUCCAUGCAGCCAGCCAGAGAAAAUAAUUAAUGAUUCAGGACAAUAUAAUAAUUAAGGUUGAAGAACUAGCAGGUAGAAGAAGAAGAAAAAGAAGAAAGCAAUGAAUAAUUAUCAUAUUCAAAAAGUCAACGUACAAUGUUAAUUCCGUCAGCGAUAGAGAGUGAGAUUACUCUUAAUACUAUCAGCGACUACUAGCAAGCACAAGGUCAUAUAAUGUACAGAUUGUACACUUUUAUUUAAAAUAAUGUCUAAUGUAUGCAAAGAAAGAAAGGAA
This is a messenger RNA of Polistes canadensis, 2362 nucleotides long. RefSeq lists its product as uncharacterized. The transcript is spliced from 6 exons. Lineage: Eukaryota; Metazoa; Arthropoda; Insecta; Hymenoptera; Vespidae. The coding region runs from base 426 to 1451 and encodes 341 amino acids. The record is from RefSeq and is a predicted model, not a curated record. Gene Ontology annotation, cellular component: cytoplasmic vesicle membrane.